Molecule: messenger RNA, 994 nt
Organism: Punica granatum (pomegranate)
Lineage: Eukaryota; Viridiplantae; Streptophyta; Magnoliopsida; Myrtales; Lythraceae
Source: RefSeq, a predicted model, not a curated record
AAAUGGCAAGUGGCGACUCCUUCUCACGUGCGUCCGUCGCGCGUCCCCGGGAAGGUGGACACUCCCAAGCCGCGUUGCAAUGAGGCUUCGCGCAUUGCGUGCCCCGACGAGACGAAAUUCGGGUGCGCACAUCUAGGAAUUUUGCUGUUAAUAUGAGUCUCAAUAUCAGGUAAUCAGUAUCCAUAAAAUAUAUAAAUACAUAUUAGGAAAAGAAACGUACCAGUUCAUUAGACGAAGAGUUACAAUGGCAUCACCAGAGGCACUCCGCGGGAAGUUGCAGAAGGAUAUCGACCUGAAAUCGAGUGCAGCUGAUUACUAUAAGUUGUGGAGGAAGGAGUCCCACAAGAUCCCCACUGCUUCGUCAAAAAACAUUCAGGCAGUAGCUCUUCAUGAAGGUGACUGGCACACCAAUGGAGCUAUCAAGCGCUGGAACUACACCCUCGAUGGAAAAUCAGCUGUGUUCAAGGAGAAGAUGGAGUUUGAUGAUGCCAACAUGACUGUUACCAUCCACGGCAUGGAGGGAGAUGUUUUUGACGAGUAUAAGGUCUACCGGGGAACAUGCAAGGUUGUCCCAAAGAACAAGGGUUCCGUGGCGAAGUUGGGCGUAGAGUAUGAGAGGGUGAACGAGGAUGCACCGAUUCCCAACAAAUACAUGGACUUCUUCGUCAGCGUGAGUCAAGAUAUCGAUGCCCAUGCCUACACGGCAUCGACAUGAGAGGCUGGCGGUGGAUCAGCUUGAAACCUUGUUUCUAGCCAAACGAAUGUAUCUAUACUGCGUGAAAUGAUGUCGCACUAUUGGAUGUAUUGUGUCUAUGAUGUUUCUCAGUGUAGUUUCUUUCGGUCAUAAGGGAGGUUUCUCUAUGUACUUUGAUUUGCUAUAUUUUGAUCGGGUGUCUAGGCAGUGGCCGCAGUACUUGUAAAUAACUGAAAGCUCUCUAGAGCAGCUUUUCAACUCUCAUGCAUGAAUAAAAAUCUCAACAAUGUUUAUUAGUAA